AUGCUGGCAGCUUGUGUGGCUAUUCCCAUGGACGCCGCGGCAGGAAGUCACAGCCUCUUCACCUGUGAGCCGAUCACACUGCGGAUGUGCCAGGGUCUGCCCUACAACGCCACCUUCAUGCCCAACGUCCUCAACCACUAUGACCAACAGACCGCAGCGCUCGCCAUGGAGCCCUUCCACCCCAUGGUGAACCUGCAGUGCUCUCCUGACCUGCGCAUGUUCCUGUGCGCGCUCUAUGCCCCCGUGUGCACGGAGUACGGACGCAUGACGCUGCCGUGCCGCCGCAUCUGUCUGCAGGCCAAGAGCGACUGCUACAAGCUCAUGGAGAUGUUCGGAGUGGGCUGGCCCGAGGAAAUGGACUGUAGCAGGUUCCCGGAUUGCGACGAGCCCUACCCGCGGCCCUUCGACCUCCUCUCCAACGCAGACACCACGGAGUCCCCCAUCUCCGUCCAGCGCGACUACGGCUUCUGGUGCCCACGAGAGCUGAAGAUCGACCCCGAGCUGGGCUACUCCUUCCUGGGCGUGAAGGACUGCUCCGCCCCCUGCCCCAACAUGUACUUCACGCGCCAGGAGCUAACGUUCGCGCGCUACUUCAUCGGCGUGGUGUCCAUUGUGUGCCUUUCCGCGACCCUCUUCACCUUCCUCACGUUCCUCAUAGACGUGUCCCGGUUCCGUUACCCCGAGCGGCCGAUCAUCUUCUACGCCGUGUGCUACAUGAUGGUGUCGCUGGUGUUUUUCCUGGGCUUCCUGCUGGAGGACAAGGUGGCCUGUAACGCGGCGGUCCCGGGACGCUUCAGAGCCGCCACCAUCACUCAGGGAUCACACAAUAAGGCAUGCACUCUCCUCUUCAUGGUGCUGUACUUCUUCACGAUGGCGGGCAGCGUGUGGUGGGUCAUCCUCACCAUCACCUGGUUCCUGGCCGCGGUUCCCAAAUGGGGGAGCGAGGCCAUAGAGAAGAAGGCCCUGCUGUUCCACGCCUGCGCCUGGGGGCUGCCCGGUGUGCUCACGGUCUCUCUGCUCGCCAUGAACAAGAUCGAGGGCGACGGCGUGAGCGGCGUCUGCUUCGCGGGCCUCUACAACCUCACCACUCUGCGCUGGUUCCUCCUGGUGCCGCUCGGACUGGACGUAGUGGUGGGCGUGGCGCUGCUCCUCGCCGGCAUCGCUGCUCUGAACCGCGUGCGCAUGGAGAUCCCUCUGGAGAAGGAGAACCAGGAGAAGCUUGUGAAGUUCAUGAUCCGGAUCGGGGUCUUCUCCGUGCUGUACCUGGUGCCGCUGCUCACCGUGUUGGCCUGUUACAUCUACGAGAACAGCUACAGGGGCGUCUGGGAGACCACCUGGAUCCAGGAGAGGUGCAGAGACUACCACAUCCCCUGUCCCUACCAGGUGGAGCAGACGAGCCGCCCGGACCUGGCCCUGUUCCUCAUUAAAUACUUGAUGAUGUUGAUCGUGGGAAUCCCCUCAGUGUUCUGGGUCGGCAGCAAAAAGACCUGCUUCGAGUGGGCCAGCUUCUUCCACGGCAAGAGACGGAAAGAUGCCAUGGUGAACGAGAGCCGGCAGGUGCUGCAGGAGCCCGACUUCACGGCCCUGCUGCUCCGGGACCCCAACACCCCCAUCGUGCGCAAGUCCAGAGGCACCUCCACCCAGGGAACCUCCACACACGCCUCCUCCACUCACCUGGCCAUGGACGAUCCCCAUAGCAACAGCACGAGCCACGCUGGGUCCGUGCGCAGCGGCCGCUCCAAACUCAGCAGUUACCAUGGCAGCCUGCACCGCUCCCGGGACGGCAGGUACACCGCCAGCAGUUUCCGGGCGGCGGAGGAGCGGCAGCCGUACGGGAGUCUGCCGCGGCUCCACUGCAGCUCGCAGCGACUGGACGACCAGACGCGGCUCGGCUCCACCCUCAGACUGGAGAGCCAAUCCCGGCACAGCAGCGUGCGGGACCUGGCCAAUCACACGCAGGUGCUAAGCGUCCCAGGAAACGGAAUCCACAGGGUCAUGGAGGAGGACGGGACCACAGCUUGA
Knipowitschia caucasica is the source of this 2022-nucleotide messenger RNA. The record is from the annotation of a GenBank genome assembly. Lineage: Eukaryota; Metazoa; Chordata; Actinopteri; Gobiiformes; Gobiidae.